AUGAACAUGUCAGGGUGUUGGGGUUAUGCCCCGCGUACCCUUGUGUUACGCCCCGCGUAUAUCGGCGACCAGAUUAUGGCUCGAAGGGCACAAAGAACCAACCCUCCCGAGGAUGUGACCGAUCAUCGCUUUUUACAAUUUCCGCAAACACUGAGCGAUGCUACCAGGGCGCGUUAUAGCACCAACUUGAGCCUGCUUCUCACAAAGGAGAUUGAUAUUGCACCCUCUUUCGACUGGGAGUUGGCUACCAGGACUAGACUUGCUGCAUUGAUCCAGGAAUUUUUGCAAUACACACACUCGGACGCGAGUGGUGUGGAAUUGUUUGUGUGUCAUGGAUGGGCGCGUUUGUUCAGGAUCCAGGAGCCGGUAUAUCGGGAGUUUUUGCUGGAGUUCUAUGCUACAGUUUCCUAUGAUCCUAGGAAGGCACUCGAUGACAGGACAGCCUUUGCUUUCAGACUGGGAGGAGUGAGCCGGGAAUGCAGCGUGAUAGAGCUUGCGACUCGGGUAAUACGACAUGAUAGUCUGGUACAACUCUUGCUUCUUGGCAGGAUGUUACAGGGGACCACCAAACUUCCAUGGAAAUUUUCACACCAUCCAGCUGCUGCUGGUACGUUUUUCACAGUCAUGCUACUUGGACUUAAAUUCUGCACAUGCCAGUAUGAAGGGAGCCUACAAAAUGUUAGAUUGGGAAUUCAGCUGCUGGAAGAUGGGAUUUAUCGGGCUGCAUUAGGCUGGUUUGCUUACGAACCUGAAUGGUUUGAACAUGAUCAUGGAAAUUUUGCACACAUCGAGGCUCAAUCUAUUAAUUCAUUUGUUCACUAUCUCCAAAACGAUCCAAAAGCACUGGGUGGGGAAUAUGGGGGAUCUUUUCUUGACAUGGAUCACUGUCACCCUGUUUGGGGACCAAUGGAGAACUAUGCAGCUUGUAGAGAUAAGAGGAAGCAGCUACUUUUAAUGUUAUGCCAGCAUGAAGCUGACAGGCUUGAAGUUUGGGCGCAACCUGUUAACUACAAACCUCAUGACCGAGUCCCUUUGAAAGACAUGAAAGCAGAUUGGAAAACCAUGACAUAUCAAGAACUACCAUUGGCCAAGGCUCGUCUACAUGAGCUAGAAUGA
This is a messenger RNA of Lactuca saligna, 1116 nucleotides long. The record is from the annotation of a GenBank genome assembly. NCBI's taxonomy places the organism in Eukaryota, Viridiplantae, Streptophyta, Magnoliopsida, Asterales, Asteraceae.